UUUACUCUUUUUAUAUUAAAAACUCCACUAGCAUUUUUUUGCUUCAGCAGUCACCCACCCCCAAACCCCAACAUCAUCGCAUCAACACAACAAUGGCCACAAAUUUUGCUUCAAGGUCGAUUUUCUUCUCUCAUUCCGCCAAGCUCUUCAUCUUUCCAUUCAAACCCCCUCUUUCUUCUUCUUCACGCCUCCCCUUUUCUCGAACAACCUGCACUCUCCAACACCAACAACCUCCGAAUGUCAUCGGAAUCCUCGAACAAAGAGGUUUACUCGACUCAAUAACAAAUGAGUCUCUCAGAACCAUUUCAUCAAACACCAUCAACGCACCCUUAAAAGUUUACUGUGGAUUCGACCCAACUGCCCAAAGCUUGCAUUUGGGCAAUUUAUUGGCUCUCAUUGUUCUCUCAUGGUUCCGCCGCUCCGGCCAUAACGUCGUCGCGUUGAUCGGUGGUGCCACCGCGCGUGUCGGUGACCCAUCAGGGAAAAGCCUUGAAAGACCUCAGCUUGAUGUUCAAACUUUGGAGAGGAACACUGCUGGGAUUGAAAAUACCAUCAGAACAAUCUUGGGUCGUGUUCAAAAUCACCCAAACUCUGGUAAUGGUAAUGAUUCUGUUGUUGUUUUGAACAAUUAUGAUUGGUGGAAAGAGUUUAGUUUAUUGGAUUUUCUGAAAAGGGUUGGUAAAUAUGCUAGAGUAGGUUCAAUGAUGGCUAAAGAGAGUGUUAGGAAGAGAUUAGAAUCUGAACAUGGAAUGAGUUAUACAGAGUUUACUUAUCAGUUAUUGCAGGGUUAUGAUUUUUUGUAUUUGUUUCAGAAUGAGGGUGUUAAUGUUCAAAUUGGGGGUAGUGAUCAAUGGGGUAAUAUAACUGCUGGAACUGAGUUGAUUAGGAAGAUAUUGCAGGUAGAAGGUGGUACCUAUGGUUUGACAUUUCCUCUUUUGUUGAAAAGUGAUGGUACAAAAUUCGGUAAAUCAGAGGAUGGUGCAAUUUGGUUGGCUCCGUCCAUGUUAUCUCCAUACAAGUUUUAUCAGUAUUUUUUCUCAGUUCCGGAUGCUGAUGUUGUUAGGUUUUUGAAAAUUCUUACUUUUUUGGAUAUUUAUGAGAUAGUUAAAUUGGAAGAAGAGAUGAAACGACCUGGAUAUAUGCCGAAUACUGCUCAGCGUAGGCUUGCUGAAGAAGUUACUCGAUUUGUUCAUGGAGAAGAUGGUUUGAGCGAAGCUCUUAGGGCGACUGAAGCGUUGAGGCCGGGAUCUGAGACAAAGUUGGACUGGAAAACUAUUGAGGGGAUUGCUGAGGAUGUCCCGUCUUGUUCUUUAGCUUAUGAUGAAGUUUUGAAUCAGUCAUUGGUUGAUCUUUCUGUUUCUUCUGGUUUGUUCGACAGCAAAUCUGCUGCCCGCCGGUUGUUAAAGCAAGGAGGUGUUUACUUGAAUAAUAGCAGAGUAGAUAGUGAAAAUAAGAGGAUUGAGGCAGCUGAUAUAGUGGAUGGUAAAGUUCUCCUUUUAUCUGCGGGAAAAAAGAAUAAGGUGCUGGUACGAAUAGCAUGAUAGGAUUUAUUAGAUGAAUAUUCUUUGGGGAGUUUUUUAUUUAUUCUGUAUGUUUAUUGGUAACUGGUAUGCCAAUUUUUCUUUUGCUUGGUGUUCCACUGAAUAGCUUUCAUGACAUUGGUGACAUUGUAUGCUUGUGACAUCUGUUACUUGGUUCCUUUAUUAAUAAACUUUGCAGCUGUCUCCUAAUUUUUGGAGUGUCUAUCAUUGCAGCAGGACAAUCAAUUUGUAAGAUUAAAAUUUCUUGAUUAUUGAAUAUAAAAGUAGACAAGUUGAUUAACCAUAGUUGAUUUGAGUUAUAAAUAUCAAUAACAUUGAGUAGUUGAUGUUUUGCUAAUAUACAAGUAGAUAACUUUAUCAUACUUGCAACGAUGUCCUUUACCAAUGCACAAUCGUGCAACGGGAUACUCAUCUCAUACUCCUCCACCGCCAGAGUUCAACUGCCACCGAACGUCACCGACCCAAAGAAGCAACCCUAUUGAUUCGAAUCAAUGUUGAGCGUGCUCAACAACGGUCUCGAUGAACUCAAGUCAUAGAAAGUCGCCGUCGGAUUUCAGCACAAUGAGCUUUUGGUUUCUGCUUCCAAUGCUGUUCUUGAGGACGGUACUACCCUCCCUGCCGCCGUUGGAAACAGCACAGUUUUCGCUGGUUUUCCAGACGGAUCUGAAGACUGCUGUUGAAACAGCUGGUGAUUUGAAGCAGAUGCAGGCUCAGACCAGCCUUGUUGGGACUGUUUUUUGUGUUGCGCUGUCGGAUGUUCCAUUGCUGUCGUCGAUCAAGCUUGCUAAUGAUGGGAUUCAUCUGUCCUAAAGCCACUGGUCAAGGUAAGAAUGGGACUAAUGUGUGUUGCCCAAGAGAUCCUAAGUCCAAAUCAAACAUCACUACUGACGAAAAGAAAACUACUCCUGGAAUCAGUGUCGUUUGUGGUGAGGCCUUUCCCACGAAAGUCUUCUUCAAGGAGGAGGAAUGUUCUCUUCCUUCUGUAUUUCCAACCAGCGGUGCUUCCAGGAAGAGAUUUUCCUUUGCUACUUUGAUGCUUCUGCCAUUAUUGCCAUGUCUUCUUGUUGUAGUUGUGGCUAUGUUCAGUUUGUUUUCGUGGUUCUGGCUUGUUGCUGUCCUGGAUAGAAUUUGAUUCAUAUAUUGACCUCGUCACAGAAACAAGAAUGAGAAAUAUCGGUGGACCGAGUCGCGGUGUGGUAACAUCCAUGCUUUAUGUCUAGAUUAGAUUUUGUUUUAAUACUUAUUCAACUGAUAUGAUUCUUUCAACCAUGUUAUGGUACAAAAGAUUGUAGAUUUGAAGUGAUAGAAAUAUGUUACUUUUCUGUUGAAA
Medicago truncatula (barrel medic) is the source of this 2871-nucleotide messenger RNA. Its product is annotated as tyrosine--tRNA ligase, chloroplastic/mitochondrial. The record is from RefSeq and is a predicted model, not a curated record. Gene Ontology annotation, cellular component: chloroplast stroma; mitochondrion; cytosol. Gene Ontology annotation, biological process: tyrosyl-tRNA aminoacylation. Gene Ontology annotation, molecular function: RNA binding; ATP binding; tyrosine-tRNA ligase activity. The transcript has 2 exons. NCBI's taxonomy places the organism in Eukaryota, Viridiplantae, Streptophyta, Magnoliopsida, Fabales, Fabaceae. The coding region runs from base 93 to 1541 and encodes 482 amino acids.